This is a messenger RNA of Aspergillus mulundensis, 2706 nucleotides long. Its product is annotated as snoRNA-binding rRNA-processing protein PWP2. The transcript has 5 exons. Gene Ontology annotation, cellular component: Pwp2p-containing subcomplex of 90S preribosome; small-subunit processome. The coding region runs from base 1 to 2706 and encodes 901 amino acids. Gene Ontology annotation, biological process: maturation of SSU-rRNA from tricistronic rRNA transcript (SSU-rRNA, 5.8S rRNA, LSU-rRNA); ribosomal small subunit assembly. The record is from RefSeq and is a predicted model, not a curated record. Gene Ontology annotation, molecular function: protein binding. Lineage: Eukaryota; Fungi; Ascomycota; Eurotiomycetes; Eurotiales; Aspergillaceae.
AUGAAGACCGAUUUCAAGUUCUCGAACCUCCUCGGUACGGUAUAUCGCAAAGGAAACCUUCUCUUUACGCCCGAUGGAAAUAGCUUGAUCUCGCCCGUGGGCAACAAGGUCACGAUAUUCGACCUGGUGAAUAACACUUCCUAUACUCUUCCCUUCGCGCAUCGAACGAAUAUCCAUCAGUUAGACCUCACUCCCCGAGGCAAUAUCCUUCUUUCGGUGGAUGAACAUGGUCGUGCUAUCUUGACGAACUUCCACCGCCGGAUUCAGAUCUACAACUUCUCGUUCAAGGGCCCCGUUUCUGCCCUCAAAUUCUCCCCGUCCGGUCGUCACUUCGCCGUCGGAGUGGGCCGCCGGCUGCAGAUAUGGCAUACCCCGGAAACCCCUACUGUUGGUGGCGAUGGGGAAAUCGAUUUUGCUCCUUUUGUCUUGCAUCGUGACCUUGCCGGCCAUUUCGACGAAGUUCAGCACAUUGAGUGGUCAAGUGACUCCCGCUUCCUUCUGACCGCUUCGAAAGACUUGACGGCGCGGGUAUGGAGUUUGGAUCCAGAGGACGGGUUCGAGCCCACGACUCUCGCCGGUCAUCGACAAGGCGUAAGAGCGGCGUUCUUCUCUGCCGACCAAGAAUGUAUUUACACGGUCAGCCGUGACUGCGCCCUUUUCCGAUGGGAGUAUGUCUCCAAAAAAGACCCAGACACGAUGGAAGAUGUAGCGGAACCACGCUGGAGGAUUGUCAAAAAAGAGUUCUUCCAGCAGCCUCAUGCCACAGUCAAAUGCGCCGCCUUCCAUGCGCCGUCAAGCCUGCUCGUCGUUGGCUUUUCGAACGGAUUGUUUGGCCUUUACGAGCUACCAGAGUUCAACACAAUUCAUAUUCUAAGUGUCUCGCAAAGUAAUAUUGAUGUGGUGUCUAUCAACAAAUCCGGCGAGUGGUUGGCGUUCGGAUCCUCAAAGUUUGGGCAAUUAUUGGUUUGGGAGUGGCAGUCCGAGUCAUACAUACUGAAACAACAAGGCCACUUAGAUUCGAUGAAUGCCCUUGUUUACUCGCCCGAUGGCCAAAGGAUCGUCACCGCUGCCGACGACGGCAAGAUCAAAGUCUGGGAUGUCAAGUCCGGAUUUUGUCUGGUUACAUUUACAGAACACACUAGUGGAGUGACGGCCUGCGAGUUCUCGAAGAAAGGGAACGUUCUGUUUACGUCAUCGCUGGAUGGGUCUAUAAGGGCCUGGGAUCUUAUUCGGUAUCGGAAUUUCCGCACCUUCACCGCGCCGUCGCGUCUUUCAUUUUCCUCCCUUGCUGUUGAUCCUAGCGGUGAAGUUGUUUGCGCCGGGUCUCCGGACUCGUUUGAUAUCCACGUAUGGUCCGUGCAGACCGGGCAACUCCUCGAUCAACUGUCUGGCCAUGAAGGGCCCGUCUCGGCCUUGGCAUUCGCCGCGGAUGGCAACCAUUUGGUUAGUGGAAGCUGGGAUCGUACCGUUCGUCUUUGGAGCAUCUUCGGGCGGACUCAAACCAGCGAGCCCUUGCAGCUCACUUCUGACGUUCUGAGUGUGGCGUUCCGACCAGAUGGAAAGCAGGUUGCAGCAUCUUCAUUAGAUGGACAAUUGACAUUCUGGUCGGUCGCUGAUGCCGUUCAACAGACCGGUAUUGAUGGGCGCCGUGAUAUCUCAGGUGGCCGCAAAGUCACAGAUCGUACGACGGCAGCCAAUGCCGCCGGCACGAAAUCCUUCCACUGCAUUACAUACAGCGCUGAUGGCAGCUGUAUCCUUGCAGCUGGUAACAGCAAAUACAUCUGCUUGUAUGACGUACUAACGGGCUCUCUGGUGAAGAAGUACACUGUCUCCGUGAACACUUCGCUGGAUGGUACUCAGGAGUUCUUAAACAGUAAAGACCUGACAGAGGCUGGUGCCCGAGGCCUCAUUGAUGAAACUGGAGAAGCGUCAGAUCAUGAGGAACGAAUUGACCGGUCUCUCCCAGGCGCCAAGCGUGGCGAUGCAGGUUCUCGAACCACUCGUCCUGAGGUACGUGUCAGCUGCGUUGAUUUCUCUUCGACUGGCCGCUCGUUCUGCGCAGCAUCCACAGAAGGUCUUCUCAUCUACAGCUUGGACACCGAAUUUGUCUUUGAUCCUUUUGACCUUGACAUCUCUAUCACUCCCGACACCAUCCUUGCUACCGUGGAGGGUGCUAAAAAAGCCGCUGCCUCUGGCGAUGCAAACAAUGAUGACACCUUCUUGAAGGCACUGGUUAUGGCGUUCCGGCUAAACGAGGCCAAGCUCAUCCGUGCUGUUCAUGAAGCUAUUCCUCCCUCAGACAUAACCCAUGUUGUUCGCUCCGUGCCAACUGUAUACCUUCCUCGUUUACUCCGAUAUGUUGCCCACGCUUGCGAUGAGACACCGCAUCUCGAAUUCAAUCUUCUCUGGAUCGAGGCUAUGUUCAGUAGCCAUGGCCGUUACUUCAAGGACAACGCAGGUACACUGGGCCCUGAGCUUCGUGCUGUCCAGCGCGCUCUUGAUGACAUCAACGAAAACAUCAAGCGUCUCUCUCAGAAAAACCUCCACAACCUCAAUUACCUUCUCGCCAAGCCUGUUCUGGCUGGACAAAAGGCGCCUGCCUUCCCUAAAGCCAUUGACACUGUCGGCGUGGCCGCCACCAAUGGCGACGCGACUAUGAGUGACGCCGGCGACGAUGCGGAGGGCGAAUGGCUCGGUCUGGAAUGA